Perkinsus marinus ATCC 50983 is the source of this 453-nucleotide messenger RNA. RefSeq lists its product as hypothetical. Bases 1 to 453 code for a protein of 150 amino acids. The record is from RefSeq and is a predicted model, not a curated record. The transcript is spliced from 5 exons. NCBI's taxonomy places the organism in Eukaryota, Perkinsozoa, Perkinsida, Perkinsidae.
AUGAAUGGCUGCUCCAAGAGGAAGUCUCAUCCGAUUCUGCCGGACUUUAGACGUAUGGAGCUACACGCAAAGUUCCCUCUGAUGCCGUACGGCCAAGGAAGAAGAAUCAUCCAGCAAUUCAAAUUGGGAUGGGCUAACUCUUCCACACAUCGUUGCCAUGAUACAUGGCUAAGGUUCAGGAACUGUGUAUCUCUGAAACCUCAGCGAUUCGUGGAGAGAUGCCAAGUUCAGGCAGCAUUGCAUUUGGAUUGUCUCAAGAUGCACGGUCAUGGUAAGGCCGACGAAGCUCGAACAGUCCACUUUCGAAGGUUCUUGGAGAGAUUCCGAGUCUUCGAUGAGAAAUACUAUAAGAAUAAGAAGUAUGCUGACCCAACAGUCAACUCUCAUGGGGAAGGCACUGUCUUUCAAUUCACCAGCGCUUCGUCAAAUCCUCUAGGAGGUGGUGCUUGGUGA